This is a messenger RNA of Fonticula alba, 7668 nucleotides long. Its product is annotated as serine/threonine protein kinase. The coding region runs from base 1 to 7620 and encodes 2539 amino acids. Lineage: Eukaryota; Rotosphaerida; Fonticulaceae. The transcript has 7 exons. Gene Ontology annotation, molecular function: ATP binding; protein kinase activity. The record is from RefSeq and is a predicted model, not a curated record. Gene Ontology annotation, biological process: protein phosphorylation.
AUGGGUCGACAUUGCAUACCGUGGUUUCGGCAGCUGCCUCUGCUGCUGCCGCUGCUGCUGCCGCUGCUGCUGCCGCUGCUGCUGCCGCUGCUGCUGCUGUUGUUGGCCCCGGCCACGCACGGCCAUGUGGCCAACGCCCGGGCCCUGUACACAGACCCCCCGGCCGUGGGCUUCUGCCAGGCCCCGGCGCCCCUGUUCAGCCGGGCGGACGUCGAGACGGCCGUCGGCUUCUUCAGCCUCACCCUCGGCGGGGCGCGAAGCCAGCUGGCGGCCCUGCAGCCCACCGGCGAGGUGCUGCUCUUCCAGCAGUCCGCCCUGCACUUCAACCUGCAUGACGACCCGCGUGUCGGGGCCCUGCUCCAGGACGUGUGCUCUUCCGAUCUGGCGGACGUCGAGACGGCCGUCGGCUUCUUCAGCCUCACCCUCGGCGGGGCGCGAAGCCAGCUGGCGGCCCUGCAGCCCACCGGCGAGGUGCUGCUCUUCCAGCAGUCCGCCCUGCACUUCAACCUGCAUGACGACCCGCGUGUCGGGGCCCUGCUCCAGGAGGACGCGCCGGUGGCGCUGGGAGGCCCCUUGGACCCGGCCCCCGGGCCCUGGCGCUUGCUGCUGGCCGAGGCCCCGGCCGGGCCCGAACUGGCGGCCCUGGCCGACGGCGAGUUCUGCCUCUUCCUCAAUCACCAAUGGUCGUGCGUGCAGGCCAGGCCGGAGUCGGCCGGCGCCGGGCCGGCCACCUACCUGGCGCACAUGGUCCCCGGGCCCGGGCGCAUGAAUGUGCUGUUCCACCGCCCGGGGGCCGGGCAGCUGGAGCUCCUGCAGCUGGGCGCCGCGCCCGGCUGGAAGGCCUUCCCGCUGAGCCUGCCGACCGGCGGCCCGGCCCCCGGGGCCGCCUUCCACCCGGACGGCCUGGUGCUCGUGUGGCACGGCGCCGGCAACUGGUUCGCGCAUGUGGACUAUGCCGAUGGACAAGUCCCGGCCGCCUGGCGCGCCGACCUGCCCGGGGGCCUGGUCGAUGUGGUGUCCCUGCCGCUGGUGUCCAACCAGCCGGAGGGCCUGGUCCUGGUCCUGGACACCGGGGCCAUCCGCGUGUGCUCGACACUCCAGGGGACCAACUGCCUGAGUGAGUGGCAGGCCCUGGACCCCGGGGCCCUGGGGCCCGGGGCCCAGCUUCGCAUCCAUGACACCCCGCGGAACUUCCUGGACCCGGGUCGCCUGGUCGAGUGGGUGGUCCUGCGCGAUGGCCACUCCGAGCGCCUCUUCACCAUGAGCCUUGUCCAGGGCAUGGCGAAUCCCCUGAGAUCGGAAGAGCGUCGUCUUCGCAUCCAUGACACCCCGCGGAACUUCCUGGACCCGGGUCGCCUGGUCGAGUGGGUGGUCCUGCGCGAUGGCCACUCCGAGCGCCUCUUCACCAUGAGCCUUGUCCAGGGCAUGGCGAAUCCCCUGCGCCUGAUGGCCCUGCCUCCGGGCAGUCCGGCGGCCGGCCAGCUGCGGCUCUUCCAGGCGGCCACCGGCCCCGGCGAUUCCACCUGGUCCCUGACCGAUGGCCGGGUGCUGCUCCUGGUGGACAGCCUCUUCUGUCAAGCGGACUCGACCAUUGUGUGCCCCUCGCUCAAUGGGGCUGCCCCGCCGCCGGGGGGGUUCGCCUGCGCCCCGAGGCGCGGCCUGUCGCCGCUGCACGUGCCCGGGGCCCUGUGCAGCGGCUGUGCCGAUGGGGCCUUCAUGAUGGACACCGACUGCACCAACUGCCCGGGCACCGGGUGCGCCACCUGCAAUGCCACCGGCUGCCUUGCCUGCCAGGAGGGGCUCCUCCUGCUGACCGGGCCGGGGCUCGGGGCCGGGGCAUGUGUGGCCGCCUGCCCGGCCGGAGCCGAGCCGGCCCCCGGGACCUCGCGCUGCCAGCCCCCGCCGGGGGCCCCGCCGCCGCCGGUGGCCGCCAUCACCAGCAUGCGGCCCCUGGUGCCGGCGGACCCCCAGCAGCCGGCCAUCCCGGUGGUCUUCCCCUCGCGCAUGCACAUCGACAAUGGCCAGUGCAUGCUCUACCCGGCCACCAUGGCGGAUGUGCAGUUUUCCGGCAACGCGGUGGCCCUGCCCACCGGCGGGGCCCGGCCCCUGUGGGUCCGGCCCGACCCCGAGCAGCCGGGCGCGCUGCUGGUCCAGGAGAUGCCCUGCAUCGGGCCCCUGCCCUCGGGACUGGGCGCAGCCUCGGUCGUCGAGCUGCCCAUGGUGGAGGACGAUGACCGGCGGCCCACCACCCGGCUGGUGACCUGCGCCGGCGAUGGCACGCUCCACAUGACCACGGUGGUGUGCCCGGCCGACUCGGCCGAGCAGCCAUGCGCCCUGGCCUCGGCCGCGGCCCAGACGGAGCUCAUCGCCACGGCGGCCGGCUGCCUGGAGGUGGCCCCCCUGGCGCCGGGGCUGGUGGCCGUGCGCCUGGCCAAUGAGCAGGUGCUCCUGCUGCAGGUCAGCUUGGAAUCCGGAGCCAUGCGCCAGGCCAGCCUGCCCCGGGCGCCGGCCCUGCCGGCCCUGCUGCCGGGCAUGCGGCCCGGGCCGGAUGCCCCGGAGGCCGGGGAGUGGCUCUUCCGGGGGUUUGUCCCGGGAGCCGGGCCCCCCGGCGGGGCGGCCUACCCGGUGGAGCUGCUGCUGGCGCGCGACUCGCGUGUCCUGGCGGCCGAGCAUCUGCCGGCUCUGCGGCUGGGCGGGGCGUCGGCCGGGCUCGGGCUCGGGCCGCUGGCCCCGGUGCUGGUGCCGGACGUCCGGCCCGCCUGGGGCUCCGCCUCGGACCCCCCGGCCACCGGGGAGCUGAUGCUGUCCGGGCUGGUGGCCGGCGUGCCGGCCGGGGCCCCGGCCCGGUGGGUGGUCAUGCAGCCGCCGCUCGGGGCCCACCGGGCCGGCCGGGCCGCCGGCCUGCCGGUGAAUGUCGAGCUGCUGGGCCAUGUGCCGGCGGCCGGCGGGCCGGCAGGCAGCCUGGGCCAGGUCCCGGCCCACCGGACCCUGGCCGUCAGCCUGCCCUGGUCCGAGGGCACCCCGGCGGCCCUGUUCCUGCUGACCCCGGAGCAUGUGGGCGUGGCGCUGGUUCGCUGCGACUCGAGCCCGGACCGGGUGUGCUGGCCGCAGCCGGCCCGGUUCUUCCGGCUGCCCGGGCCGCUGGCCGGGCCGCUGGACCGCGUGUCGCUGCUGGCCGUGGCGCACGACUGGGCCUUCGACGACCCGGAGCACCGGCCGGCCUCGGCCAUUGUCCUGGCGGCGGCCGGGCUGCCGCUGCCGCUGGUCCUGUCGCUGGCGCUGGACCCCUGCCCGGAGGGGCACUACGCGCCGGGGUGCCUGCCCUGCGGGCCCGGGUGCGCCCGGUGCACGGGCCCCGGCCCGGAGGACUGCACCGUCUGCCGGGCCCAGCUGGCCGAGGCGCCGGGCCGGUGUCUGGCCGCCUGCGACCGGCCGGCCCUGCCGGUGCCCGGGUCGUCGACCUGCGCCUGCGAGCCCCUCUGCCAGGAGUGCGAUGCGGCCCUGGACCCGGCGGGGCUCGUUUACCGGGCGGUGUGCCGGGCCUGCGUGCCGGGGGCCGCCCUGCAUCCCGAGGCCGACCCGGAGGCCGGCCAGUGCCUGCCCUGCGACGGGUCCUGCGCCGAGUGCUCGGUGCCCGGGGACCUGGCCGGGUGCACGGCCUGCCCGGCCGGCUCCGGCCGGCUGCUCCACCAGGGCCGCUGCAUGGAUGCCUGCCCGGGGGGCUUCUUCCCGGCGGCCGACCUGCCCGAGUGCCUGCCCUGCCCGGAGGCCUGUCACGAGUGCGCCGGCCCGGGCGCCUGUGGCCGCUGUGCGCCGGCGCACUUCUGGGACCCGGCGGCCGGCCGGUGCUCGGCCUGCCACGGGUCGUGCGCCUCGUGCGCCGGCCCGGGCGUCUGCGCCACCUGCCGGCCGGGGCUGGUGUUCAUGGCCCCGGACCCGGCGGUGGAGGCGCCCUGCGGGGCGGCCUGCGCGCCGGGCGAAUUCCCCGGGCCCGACCGGUGCACCGCCUGCCAUGCCUCGUGCGACCUGUGCGCCGGCCAGGCCGACCGGUGCCUGGUGUGCGCGGCCGGGCAUCGGUGGGCCGUCCCCCCGGGCGCCGGGGCCGCCGGGCUGUGCGUGCCCUGCGCGGCCGGGUGCGCCUCGUGCACCGGGGCCGACCGGUGCCUGGCCUGCCAGCCGGGGCUCCUGCUGGCCGGCGAUGGCACAUGCGCCACGGCCUGCCCGGCCGGCGAGUACAGCAACGGCGAGUCCUGCCAGCCGUGCGACCUGUCGUGUGCCACGUGCGCCGGCGACGGCGCCGACCAGUGCACCGGCUGCGCCGCCGGGCUGGAGUUCCACCCAGUGGACCAGGCCCGGGGCACUUGCGAGUCCAUCUGCCCGCAGGGCCAGUACCUGGACCUGGCCACGGAGGCGUGCCUGCCCUGCAGCGGGGCCUGCGCCACGUGCAACGGCCCGACCGAUCGCGACUGCUGGCGCUGCCAGGGGGCCAUGCUGCAGGGGGACCAGUGCGUGCAGGUGUGCGCGGCCAGGCACCACGCCGCCAAUGGCCGGUGCCUGCCCUGCCAUGCCUCCUGCGAGGCGUGCACCGGGGUCCGGAGCACCGAGUGCACCGCCUGCCCGGGGGACCUGCUGGCCCUGCCGGCCGGGCAGACCCCGGGCCGGUGCGUGGCCGCCUGCCCGGCCGGGUACAACACCGGGCCCGGGGGGUGCGCCCAGUGCGGCGCCCAUUGCGCCAGCUGCCCGGCCGAUGUGGCCGCCUGCCGGCUUUGCGACCGGGGCUGGCUGCUGGCCGGGCCGGCAUGCGUGGCCAGCUGCCCGGCCGGGUCCUCGCCCCUGGGCGGCCAGUGCACCACCUGCCACGGGAGCUGCCUGGCCUGCUUCGGCCCCGGGGCCCAGGAGUGCCUGGCCUGCGCGCCCGGCAGCCCCUUCCUGGUGGAUGGGGCCUGCCUCGGCGCCUGCCCGGGCGGGUCCUUCCCCAGUGGCCCGGCGUGCGCCCCCUGCCACGGGACGUGUGCCACCUGCACCGGGCCCUCGGGGGCCGAGUGCACCGCCUGCCCGCCCGACCGGGCCCUCACCCCCGGCGGGGCCUGCCUCGCCUCCUGCCCGCCCGGCGAGUACCCCGCCCAGGAGUCCGGCGGCCGGGUGUGCCGGGCCUGCGAUGUCGCCUGCGAGACCUGCACCGGGCCCGGGCCGGGCCACUGCACGUCCUGCGCCCCGCCGGCACUGCUCGCAGGUGGGGCCUGUGUCGACGCCUGCCCGGCCGGGCACUUCGUGUGCCUGGCGUCGCGCCGGUGCGAGCCCUGCCCGGCCGGGUGCGCCGAGUGCCAGGAGCAGGGCACCUGCCAGGCGGCCUGCACCGCCUGCCCGGAGUCGGCCGACACGUGCGCCCUGUGCGAGCGGGGGUUCCUCCUGGCCGGCGGCGCAUGCGGGACCGAGUGCCCGGCCGGCGCCGCACCCCAGGGCGGCCUGUGCGCCAGCUGCCACGGCUCGUGUCUGACCUGCUACGGGCCCGGGCCGGGCCACUGUCUGACCUGCGGCGCGGCCUUCCCGCUGAUGGUGGAGGGCCACUGCCGGGACGCCUGCCCGGCGGGCACCUUCGAAAGCGAGGGGACAUGCCUGCCCUGCCACGGGACGUGUGCCACCUGCACCGGGCCCUCGGGGGCCGAGUGCAGCGCGUGCCCGCCCGACCGGGUGCUUACCCCGGCCGGCGAGUGCCUGGCGGCCUGCCCGCCGGGCGAGUAUGCCACCGCCGCCGGCCCGGCCGCCGGGCUGACGUGCGCCCGGUGCCACGCCACCUGCCACACGUGCCAGGGCCCGGAUGCCUGCGGCACCUGCCGGCCCGGGGAGUGGCUGCACCCGGAUGGCCACUGCACCGGGGCCUGCCCGGCGGGGCACUUCCCCGGGGCCGGCACCGGGCGCUGCGAGGCCUGCCCGGCCGGGUGCGCGGCCUGCAUCGGGCCCGGCGGGCCCGCCGGCGCCGGCCACUGCACCGGCUGCCAGGCCGGCCUGCUGCUGUCGGCCCGGGAGGGCACCUGCCUGGAGGCCUGCCCGCCGGGGGAGUUCGCCCUGGCCGGGUCGCCCCUCUGCCAGCCCUGCCAGGGCGACUGCCGGACAUGCGCCGGCCAGGCAACCCGGUGCACCGGCUGCGCCCGGGGGCUGCUCCUGCCGGAGGCCGGCACCUGCGUGGCCGCCUGCCCGGAGGGCACCGGCCCGGCCCCGGCCCCGGUGCCCAUGUGCCUCGGCUGCCCGGCCGGCUGCGACCGGUGCACCGACAGCCGGGCCGACUGCGCCACCGGCCCGGACGGCCGGCUGGCCUGCGCGCAGGCCGCCACCUGCGCCCGGUGCCGCGAGCCCCUGCUCCUGGACCGGGGGGGAGCCUGCGUGGCCGACUGCCCGGCCGGCACCUUCCACGACUGGGAGGCCUCGCCGGCGGCGUGCUCCGCCUGCGACCCGCGGUGCGGCACAUGCUCCGGGCCCGGGCCCGACAGCUGCACCGACCGGCGCCCCGCCUCGCGACGCCUCGCGCUCGGCGUCGGCCUCGGCCUGGGGCUGCUGAUGCUGCUGCUGGUGCUCCUCGCCCUGCUGCUGCUGUUCCUGCGCGUGCGCCGGGCCCGCGCCCUCGGGCCCAAGGGCGGAAGUCCCGGGCGCCUGCUCAUCCAACGCCCGGACGAAGAUGCCACCAUGGUCAACACCAUGGUGGAGCUCGCCCUCCCCGGGACCAUCCUCAUCAACAUGCAGCAGGACUUCGCCCGGCUGGAUGAGGACCAGCUCGGGGCCGGGACCCAGGCCACGGUGUUCGCCGCGCGCCCGGUCGGCCCGGGCACCGCCGAGGCCCUCGGCUGCCCGGACACCGUGGCCAUCAAGCAGCUGAAGAGCCCCAAGCUCCGGCCCUCGCAGGAGACCCUCUUCCAGAAUGAGGUGGCCCUGAUGUGGCUGCUGCGCGGCGCGCCCAGCGUCGUCCGGCUGUACGGCUACAGCGACCAGCCGCCGGCCCUGGUGAUGGAGCGCUUCGACAGCGACCUGGCCGCGCUGCUGCACUCGGACGCGGCCAUCGCCCCGGCCGCCAUGCUGGACAUCAUCCACCAGUGGGCCGCCGGGCUGGAGGCCAUGCACGCCCAGGGGGUGGCCCACCGGGACCUGAAGCCGGGCAAUGUCUUUGUCAGCCGGCGCCCGGACGGGGCAUGGUCGGCGGCCCUCGGGGACCUGGGCGCCGCGCGAAACCUCCACGCCGACCGGUCCUCGGCCCUGGUCAACGACACGCCGGACCUGAAUGCCAUGACGGCGCGGUACGCCGCGCCCGAGGUCCUGGCCGCCUUCCACCGGCGCCGGGCCCUCGACACGGAGCUCCUCCUCCCGGCGGACAUCUACUCCGCGGCCAUCAUGCUGUGGGAGUGCCUCUCCCGCGUUGUCCCCUGGCGCGGGUGCAACUUCGAGCAGAUCUCCGCCAAGGUCCUGACCGGCGACCGCCCCCCGGUCGGCCGGUGUCUCUCGGCCGGCGGCCAUGCCCUCGGCGACCUCCUCCACGACAUGUGGGACUCCAACCCCCACGUCCGGCCGCUGGCCGCGGCGCUCCGCCACACCGUCGGCCAGGCCCUCCCCCCGGCCACCGGGGGGCCGUGAGAUGGCCCGGCGCUCUCUCCGGCCGGCCGGGGGGGGGGGGGGGGGGGC